Messenger RNA from Etheostoma spectabile (orangethroat darter), 4505 nucleotides. RefSeq names its product immunoglobulin superfamily DCC subclass member 3. The record is from RefSeq and is a predicted model, not a curated record. Gene Ontology annotation, biological process: cell-cell adhesion. Lineage: Eukaryota; Metazoa; Chordata; Actinopteri; Perciformes; Percidae. Bases 1 to 2094 code for a protein of 697 amino acids. Gene Ontology annotation, molecular function: protein binding. The transcript is spliced from 14 exons.
AUGUGUACAGAUGGUGGCUGUUUGGCCUCAGAGCUGUCUUUCCUGCUGGAGCCAAGUGAUGUGAUCGCGGUAAGGGAACGCCCGCUCAUGCUGGACUGUCGGGUGCAGGGUGAAGAACCCAUCAUGGUUACAUGGCGUAAAAAUGGGGUGCCUUUGCCCACCAGCCCGCGGGUCCAGGUGCUGGCGAAUGGCACGCUGGUCAUCCAGAACUUCCAGAAACGCAAAGAAGGGAGCGACGCGGAUAUGGGCGAGUACGACUGCGCUGCCCAAAACCGCUAUGGCAUGCUGGUCAGCCGCAAGGCCAAAGUCCUUUUGGCAUCUCUUCCAAAGUUCCACACCCACCCAUUGUCCAUGACUGUGGAUGAGGGAAGUGUAGCUCGCUUCCAGUGUCAGAUCAACGGAGUACCUGAGGCCAAAAUCACCUGGGAGAAAGACAGAGUACCACUCAACAACACCGACAACAGAUACACUCUCCUGCCAAUGGGUAUUCUCCAGGUGACAGGCGUUAAGCGGGCGGAUGCAGGGGUUUUCCGCUGUGUUGCCACCAACCCUGCCAACACUCGCUACAGCCAUGAGGCCAUGCUCAACAUCACUGGUGGAGCACUAAGAAUCUACAAGGAGCCGGCCAUACUGUCAGGACCCCAGAAUCUGACCAUUACUGUCCAUCAGACGGCCAUCCUGGAGUGCAUCGCCACAGGAAACCCAAGGCCAAUUGUUUCCUGGAGCAGACUAGACGGACGCUCCAUUGGGGUGGAGGGUAUCCAGGUUCUGGGGACGGGGAACCUGAUGAUCUCAGAUGUUUCCCUGCAGCACUCUGGUGUGUAUGUGUGUGCAGCCAAUCGGCCCGGUACCAGAAUGAGACGUACUGCACACGGACGACUCGUGGUACAAGCUCCUCCUGAGUUCCUGCAGUGGCCGCAGUCUGUUUCCAAACCAGCGGGGGGCAGUGCUGUGUUCACCUGUGUGGCCCAGGGUGUCCCCGAGCCUCACCUCAUCUGGCUGAAGAAUGGCAAGGUCCUGAUGCCCGGACACAACGUCAAGCUGACCAAUAACAACAGCACUCUGGCUCUGACCCGCAUCAGCUCAGAGGACGAGGCCAUAUACCAGUGCAUUGCUGAGAACAGUGCAGGUACCAACCAAGCCAGCGCCCGUCUAGCCGUGGGCCAGGCUAAAGACCUGCCCGUCGCCCCCCAGGGCCUCAAAGCCAUCGGGCUGUCCACCAUUGCCCUGCAGAUCACAUGGAACCAGCCACCCGCCAACGUCACCGACAGCAUCAUUGGAUACGUCCUGCACAUCCGCAAGUUAGGAGAGCCUGACAGUCUGGAGCUGCAGGAAGCCAUCAGUAAAGAUACCUUUGAGCAUGAUGUGACCAACCUGGAACCAGCCACCACCUACUCCCUCUACUUGAAGGCCUACUCUCCUCUGGGAGCCAGCCAGAAGUCCUACACUGUGGUGACUACAACACUAGGGGGUGUGCCGACCCCUCCCACCUUCUUCACCAAGGUGCUAAACUCCAGCGCCGUGCAGGUCCUCUGGGAGCUCCCCAGCAAGGCUGGCAAGGCUGAGGGCUUCAGGCUGUCCUACCGCAGGGUCCCUCACACUGACUUUGAGAAGCCAAUCCAGUUGUUCUGUCUUGUGAAUGCUCACACCAUCUCUAAACUGGAAUCGGGUGCGGUGUAUGAAGUCAAACUGGUGGCCUACAAUGGAAACGGGGAGAGUGACUGCUCCAAGAGACUGGUAUCGCUGGCAGAGGAAGGCAUGGGGGAUCAAACCAGUGGAGGGAACAGUCUGUGUCAGUGCAGGGAUGGAGAGGCCUCUCUUGGCAGCAUUGUAAUUGGCAUCCAUAUUGGCACCGCCUGCAUCAUCUUCUGUGUUCUCUUCCUCAUGUUUGGAUACCGUCGCAGUCUGUUUUGCAGUAAAGGGACUCAGGACAGCUGGUCUGUACCGAGGGACAACACAGGACACAAUGGCAUUCCUAAAGAUGGAGCGAACCAGCCCAGAGUGGAGUCAGGACCUCAGGGGAUCUGUUCGGCGCAGUACCAGGUUGUCAUUGAGCAGCACUUGUCAGGUUUGCCUGGCACAGACACUGGCUAACACUGGUCAAUAACAUCAACACCCACAUCCCUGUCUUCCCCUCCACACGUCUGCUACUCACCCACGCCUCCCAUCAAUGAGCACCUUCCGUGCCCUUUGAUAGGGGUCAGCUAUAGGUUUAGUCCCUCUAAAACAUGCUGCUAAUAGCCUGAAAGUAGCCUCCACAAAACUGUGACUGAAUACUUAUUUCCUGGUCCUUUUGCAACCCAACCCCCAUCAUCCUACCUCAAACCAAAGCGUAUUGCCUUUAUUGCCUGUGCACAUGCUCAUGUGCAUGUAGAAAAAGCCUUCCAAAAGCAUUGCCAUUGCAGUUGAGGUCCUGUCACAUUAUUGUUCUGUGUAUACCACAAACACAUGUGACUUUUCCAGUGGGAGUCUGAUCCAUAACCAAAAUAUUUUAUUCCUCAGAGCUCCUCUGGUAAGCUGACAUGUGAACGUGUGCACUAUGGUCUUAAAACCACAAAUUAAGCCAUUUUUAGUUUGUUGUGACAGAACUCUUGACUUUGCCUUCAGGUCCUUUGCAAUAAGAAAGGGAAGAAACACAGUGGCCUUUGCAAAUGCCUUAUGAAGGAGAAAGUCGGAUUAGAAAUGAUUGUCUAUCACCAUACAAGCCAUUUAGAGGAACCAUUUUAACAGGUAUUCUUUAGUCAACUCUUCCUCACCCAAAAGUCCCAAAGAAAGCUACCUUGUUAUGAAAGAAUGCCUGAGCCAUAGUUAAGGCCACUUUUAGCCUGAUUAUGCUGCUUGUGCUAGCCUACCUCACCCAAUACAUGCUGAACCCCUCCCCCUACAACAACUACUUCCCCAACCAAUGCCAGUGUACUGUGCCAGUUGCCAACCAGGCCAGUCCAGAGAGUGCUCACCAGGAUGACUACCAGGGAGAGCAUAACUGUGGCAGAGCCUGAAUUCCACUGUCCCAAGCCUUACUGUACCAGAGAUCGAUAAGAGCCUUAACAACCUCCCAUUCAAACCAGGUCCCUUUUUGUUUCGACAUGUCUAGUUUUUUGACUGUUGAAAUCUUCAACUUUUCUGAUCUGACAUCAGAAGACAUCAAGGAGGUCAUGCAGUGUUGCCUAUGGCUUUCAAAUACCCACAGGUGUCCAUCUCCAAAGACACAUUUGUGCAGAGAAUGUACAGUAUCUCAUGGAAAUAUGGACCUCAAAGAGUGCUUGGUGAACAUUUAAGCCAUACAUUGGAUUUUUUUUCUCCAUGAAGUACAUCAAAGAAAACAAGUUCAAACCACCCGGAUGCUUGUUCGAUCUGCACAAACCUGAUGGCACAGCAAUGAUAAGCCAAAAAAUUCCUGUUUGAGGCCACACUGCCAAGUUAACUCUCUAGAUGCCAAAUGUGUUACCUGGGGCCUCGAUGACACUGAGUUGGCGGGCAAAGAAGUUUUAAUGUGAUACUUGCCUGAAUGCACGGAUAAGGCUUGUGCUUCACCGUGUCAGCCUAUCCAAAAAGUUCUUCUAUGAAAACCAAGCUUAAUGAUACCCAAAGAUGUAAACAUUUUUGAUGGUUUUCUUUAUUUUCCUUUGAGAAUUAUUUUAAGAGAGACUACAUUUACUCAAAGUUUUUAAUUGUUCCUGUUUGAAAGGGGGCAUCUGUGUGUCAAGUGCUGUAACAGAACCCAAGCCAAAAAAAUUCUCAUGAUUUCAUUAUCGUUUUUUCAAAUAAUUUCUUUUACUUCAUUUAGUUUGGUCAUUCCAGAUGCACCCCUUUAACAUGGAACUUUUUAUUUUGUUGAUCCUAACAUUUUACUUUUAAAGAGUAACCAAAUGAAGAUGUUAGAUAUUUUGAAAGACUAUAUGUCAAUACUAUAAGAAAUACUUGCUUUCUUUUUGUAAAGUAGUUGAAUUCUUGACAGAUAUUUAGCUAAAGAAAUAUGUAACCAAAUACCUCUACAUUUUAAACAUUCAGAGUCUUUACCUUUACACUUGCUCAUAACCAAAACACAGCAACAUGCUUGUGAAUGUGAUAGUAUACAUGUGUGUGAAUGGCCAACAUUAGGAGAACCUUGAGGGCAGCAGCUUUGAGAAGAAACCUCAAAUUUAAAUUCCAAACGUUCCUUUUUAUCCAUGUUGUUUUUUUAACAUAGCUCCCCAAAGAAUACAACUAAAUUUAAAGUCCAGCUGAAAUUGAAUUCCACGUUUCCCUUUGAAAAGAAAAUCAGUCUCCAAAAACAAUAGAGAAUGUAUCUCCAAAUACCCUUUUUUCUUCCUCUCAAUGGAAAAUCAUACCAAUACAAUUUUAAAAAUCACUUUGACAUGUUUUUGGACUUUAAAGCUCCAGUGUGUGUUGUUCAUUCUCAAAAUCGCCGUUGCUCGUUCGCAAGCUUGUCCUUUUUCACGAUGGCUUGAAAUUUAAUUUAAUUUCCAAUUGCAUGAACUGGGGUAGAUGCUCCAUAUUCAUGC